UUUCUCUCUGUCUCCACUUCACCAACUAACCUGGGAGGGCCAAUUCGGUCGUUCCUUUUGUAUUGCUCAAAUAUUGCUGAUACAGAGCGGAAGCCGGAAUCAUCAACCAAUUGUAUGCCUCACUGUUUCAUCAUUGCAAUUUUUUCCUCGUUCCUCUUCCCCCUCCCGUCGCAUAGAAUUUUGGCUAAUUUUAUUGCCGAACUGCAUCGAGUGUUUGACGAGUUGCAUUUCACCUAUCUGGAAAUCAAUCCGCUGGUUGUAUCUUCAAACCAAUUACAUGUGCACAUCCUGGACGUGGCGGCCAAAUUGGAUCAGUGUGCGGAAUAUCUGUUUACAAAUAAUGCUGGUUGGGCACCGGACGGUGUCCCGGUGGAAUUUCCUAACCCUUUCGGUCGAACAAAAACACCGGAGGAGGAACACAUUUCUGAAUUGGAUGCUCGCACCGGUGCAUCGAUGAAACUCUCCAUUCUGAAUCCUAAAGGACGAAUUUGGACAAUGUGUGCUGGAGGCGGUGCCUCGGUUAUCUAUGCGGACACGGUUUGCGGACUCGGCGCGGCUGAUCUGGCCAACUAUGGAGAAUAUUCCGGUGCACCGACUGAAGGUCAGACGUACGAUUAUGCCAAGACAAUUUUGUCCCUGAUGACCCGCGGCGAACCACAUCCACAUGGCAAAGUUCUAAUCAUUGGAGGAGGAAUUGCAAACUUCACCAAUGUAGCAGCUACAUUCAAAGGUAUCGUUCGUGCGUUGCUGGAGUUCAAGGAGGGGUUGAUGCACCACAAAGUGCAUCUAUACGUUCGUCGCGCCGGUCCCAAUUAUCAGGAAGCUGGCCCUCUCGGCAUUCCUAUUCACGUGUUUGGUCCGGAAACUCACAUGACAGCGGUCGUCUCGAUGGCCUUAGGCUUUCGUGAAAUUCCAACCAUGUCUGUCACGGAACAGCCGUCGGCUACCGAAGCGCUGCUGAAUGCCUCCAUGACUCCGUCAGUUGCGAAUACCGUGAACGGUACCCCAGAAUCCACGUGCAAAGACCAAUUGGACAAUCACCCCGGGGUGUUCACCGAUCAGUCCCGUUGCAUUGUAUGGGGUUUGCAAGCCAAAGCGGUUCAGUCCAUGUUGGAUUUUGACUACGCGUCCGAUCGGGACAAACCGAGUGUGGCCGCCUUGGUCUAUCCGUUCGGAGAAACUCGCCAGUUGAAAGUCUAUUGGGGUGCCAAAGAGGUCUUUUUACCCGUGUUUCAGGAUUUGAAAGACGCCAUGGUCAGUCAUCCGGACGCACGUAUUUUGAUCAAUUUCGCCUCACUGCGCGUCGCAUACGACGUGGCCAUGGAAGCGAUCUCCGAGUCCCAACUCACUUGUAUUGCCAUUAUCGCCGAAGGUAUUCCGGAAAAUUUCACUCGAGCCCUUAUUUGUCGAGCGAAAGAACGCAAUGUGCUUCUCAUUGGACCGGCCACAGUUGGAGGUGUGAAACCGGGUUGUUUCAAAAUUGGCAACACUGGUGGUAUGAUGGACAAUAUCCUGGCUUCACGUCUCUAUCGUCCAGGCAGGUAA
Echinostoma caproni is the source of this 1545-nucleotide messenger RNA. Lineage: Eukaryota; Metazoa; Platyhelminthes; Trematoda; Plagiorchiida; Echinostomatidae. The record is from the annotation of a GenBank genome assembly.